Trichomycterus rosablanca is the source of this 1237-nucleotide messenger RNA. It is a transcript of the gene adrb2a, whose product is annotated as adrenoceptor beta 2, surface a. The coding region runs from base 1 to 1143 and encodes 380 amino acids. Gene Ontology annotation, cellular component: plasma membrane. Gene Ontology annotation, molecular function: norepinephrine binding; beta2-adrenergic receptor activity. The transcript has a single exon. The record is from RefSeq and is a predicted model, not a curated record. Gene Ontology annotation, biological process: negative regulation of smooth muscle contraction; norepinephrine-epinephrine-mediated vasodilation involved in regulation of systemic arterial blood pressure; adenylate cyclase-activating adrenergic receptor signaling pathway. Lineage: Eukaryota; Metazoa; Chordata; Actinopteri; Siluriformes; Trichomycteridae.
AUGGUCCUUUUGGGUUCAGCCAUGUCCCUACUGGUCCUGUCCAUUGUCCUUGGAAAUGUACUGGUAAUAACAGCCAUCGCUCGUUUCCAGAGGCUUCAGAACGUCACUAACUGCUUCAUCAUGUCACUGGCCUGUGCUGACCUGGUCAUGGGACUCGUAGUGGUACCCUUCGGUGCUGUCUACAUCAUUCUCAACACAUGGCACUUCGGUAAAUUUUGGUGCGAGUUUUGGACAGCCACUGAUGUUCUCUGUGUCACGGCAAGCAUCGAGACCCUUUGUGUCAUCGCCAUGGACCGCUAUCUCGCGAUCACCUCUCCUUUUCGCUACCAUUCCAUGCUGACGAAGUGCAAAGCUUGUAUUGUGGUUCUAAUCGUGUGGAUUAUCGGUGGCCUCAUUUCCUACCUGCCUAUCCAUUUGAAGUGGUGGAUUUCCAGCAAUGAGGAGGCCUUGCGUUGCAUGAACAACACCCUCUGCUGUGAGUUCCACACAAACCGAAGCUAUGCCAUUAUUUCCUCUAUCAUUUCCUUCUACAUUCCAUUGGUAAUCAUGGUAUUCGUGUAUAGCCGUGUUUUUCAAGAGGCGAGGAAGCAGCUGAAAAAAAUUGUCAGAAGUGAAGGACGCUUUCACCACAACGGAGGUCAACAGGAAUUCAUCGACACAGGAGAUGGCAGAGAGUCCCGUACCAUCAAAAAGCCAAAGUUCUGCUUAAAGGAACACAAAGCACUAAAAACGCUAGGCAUCAUUAUGGGAAUCUUUACACUCUGCUGGCUUCCUUUCUUUGUCCUUAACGUUGUAGUGAGUCUCCACGAAGUGGACAACAUCAAAGUACCGUUCAGAAUCUUAAACUGGAUCGGGUACGCCAACUCAGCCUUCAACCCCCUUAUCUACUGCAGAAGUCCAGAGUUCCGGUAUGCCUUUAAACAGAUCCUGUGCAUGAACAGGUCACACUACCCCAACCUGAGACCUUCCAAUGGAUACAAAUACAGCGGACACAGCUGGCAGAGCGAACACCAAGGACGGAGCAAGUGCAGCUCGGAGGACAGUGACCAGGUCGAUGGGGGUUCUGAGAAGGACAGAUGUAUGUCUGCGUAUACGAAAGACUCUAACGGGAACUGUAAUAAAAAUUUCACGAGUGUACCGUGAGUCAUACAUACCAACACAUUCCACUGUUACUGAUAUGCCCGAGAAAUAAGGCAGACACUAAUCUACAUGUCAUCACGAACUCCCGGUAAGUGAG